AGAAAGAAAACGAAAGUAAGAUUCAUCGCACCCAACACAGCAUCAACGAGGCAUCAACGAGGCAACAGCGUGCAACGCAGUCCAGCGCUUCCGGGAUUUACACGGCUUCCGAUUGCUACGGAGUCGCAAGUGUGGUAGCACCGUGCGGCAGCAAGUGCGCGCCACCCAGUACAGCAAGAAUAACAACAGCACCCGCAGCGGCGUGUUCCGUAGGAGCGGCCUGUAUAACAGUUUUUUCUUCUCUUGCUUUCUUUGUUUGACUCGCCUAGCACCGUCGCUGCGUCUGCUUCGCCGAUGUCUGCAGAGGUGGACCGUGAAGCCUUUAUGCGCCUAAUGGGCCUGACGGCGGCUGACGUUGCCGACCCGGAUGGCGUACCCCAACGCACGCCUUCUCGCACGGACGCCUCUUCCUCCUCUUCCACAGAGGCAACGGCGGCGGCCGCCAUGGCCCAUCGCCAUGGCCCCGCAUCCAAGGUUAGCUCCUCCCUGACGUCCUCAGCUGAGGGACUGUCGCAGUCGGCGUCUCUUCGCGGCGAGGCCGACCUCCUCUUCAACUCCUACUCGAACGGCAAAUCGAGCUUGAGGGUCGCGGAUGGCGACACGCGGCUCAACAGCACCUUCACACCCUCGACGGAGCGCCGCGCUGCACCGCUGAAGCAGUCCGCACGCACCGUUUCCUUCGACACCCCACCGCACCGCGCCCCCACCGCUGCUCCCGCAUCGAUGCCGCCACGUCCGGCCUCGACGGCGGAGACGCUGAAAGAGGAGGGCAAUCGCGCCUUCGAGGCCGGACUCUUCCUGCAGGCUGUUCAGCGCUACUCAGCGGCCAUCGAGGCUCUCGGUCAGAGCGGCGCUGUGGAUGGCGGUGGUGACAGCAGCAGCAGCGGCAGUGCCACGUGUUCUGCGCAGGUGGAGCUACUGGCGGCGCUGCACAGCAACCGCUCCGCCGCCUACUUGCAAGCCGUCCGACAGUGGGGCAGUGCGGAGGAGGCCUACGGACGUGCGCUGUGCGACGCGGACCGGGCGGUGGCGCUGCGGCCCUCGUGGUUCAAGGGGUACGCCCGCCAGGGAGAUGCGUACUUCAAGCUGCGCCGCUACGGCCCGGCGGCGGAGGCGUACGAGAUGGCCCUGCAGCUCGACCCGCGCAACGCCACGUUGGCCAACGCCCUUGCCGAGACCCGACUGCGCGCGAAGCAGGCGGCGCGGGAGGAGUUGGAAAUGCGCCGCUCGAUGCGAGCCACGGGGAGCUCACGCGUGUCGAGCAUGGGAUCGACCGAGAGGGACUUGGAUGGGACGAAGCUGUCGGACAGUGCCGGCCGCACACAGGAGACCGGUGCUCGCCGUCUCAGCGGGCAGACGCAGCAGCUCUGGCAAGACCUGAAGCACGAGGUGGAGGUGACAACGCACGCACCGACGGGCGACGCGUACCGCUUGCAGCAGCUCGAGCGAUUUCGAAGCCAUGGCGGCGCAGCGAGGCCGGAGCAGGAGAGCGGACCCCUCCCUGGGCCGGCGUCUACGCGUGAUGGUCAUCCUCCUCCUCGACCCACCGUCACACGUACCCCGUCGCCAAACGAGAAGACGACGUCGUCUACCUCCCGCCGUCGUGAGGACCGGGCAGCGAUAUCGGCCGCCGCUUCUGUGGACUCGGCGUCUUCCUCGGCCCCGGUGCCGCCUCCGCGCAGGUCGGCGAACAACUCCCCGACCGCGGGCGGCAUUCCGGCCGCCGUGGCCAACUUCGGUGGCCCGGUGACGAGUGCGCGCGAUGUGCCGUACGAGUUCUCCAGCGCGGCGGCCGCCGCCUACCAGGAGAAGCUCUUAGAUAAUUUUCGCCAACGUAAGGCCCAGAGGUCGUGA
Leptomonas pyrrhocoris is the source of this 1854-nucleotide messenger RNA. RefSeq lists its product as hypothetical. The transcript has a single exon. Bases 295 to 1854 code for a protein of 519 amino acids. The record is from RefSeq and is a predicted model, not a curated record. Gene Ontology annotation, molecular function: Hsp90 protein binding. NCBI's taxonomy places the organism in Eukaryota, Euglenozoa, Kinetoplastea, Trypanosomatida, Trypanosomatidae.